This is a messenger RNA of Drosophila busckii, 2111 nucleotides long. RefSeq lists its product as uncharacterized. Lineage: Eukaryota; Metazoa; Arthropoda; Insecta; Diptera; Drosophilidae. The record is from RefSeq and is a predicted model, not a curated record. The coding region runs from base 103 to 2085 and encodes 660 amino acids. The transcript has 7 exons.
GUGUGUGAGAGCAGCAGCAACUGAAGCUGGAACACAGUUCAGUGUUUCAAUAACAGGAUUUUUACUUAUCACCGAUACAGACAUUGUGUCCACAGCGCCAGCAUGUGGAGCCCACAAAAAGGUCCUACACGACUGUGGGACCUUAGACUUAUAAGUUUUAUAUUUAUUUUACAAUUAACGUUUAGUUUAGUCAUAGCUGGUAAUGAACUGUGGCCCAUGGAACGGCCAGAUGGUAUGCCAAACAUAGUAUCCCUGGAGGUGAUGUGCGGUAAGGAUCACAUGGAUGUCCACUUGACCUUCUCUCAUCCAUUCGAGGGCAUUGUCAGCUCCAAAGGACAACACAGCGAUCCGCGCUGCGUUUAUGUGCCACCAUCGACGGGCAAGACGUUCUUCUCAUUCCGCAUUUCGUACUCACGCUGCGGCACCAAACCGGAUCUGAACGGCCAGUUCUACGAGAAUACGGUAGUCGUGCAGUAUGACAAGGAUCUGCUGGAGGUAUGGGACGAGGCGAAGCGCCUGCGCUGUGAAUGGUUCAAUGACUAUGAGAAGACCGCCUCUAAGCCGCCCAUGGUGAUUGCCGAUUUAGAUGUUAUACAGUUGGACUUUCGCGGUGAUAAUGUUGAUUGCUGGAUGGAGAUACAACAUGGCAAGGGACCCUGGGCGCCACCAGUGAGCGGCAUUGUGCCGUUGGGCUCUACGCUUACCUUGGUAGUGGCUAUCAAUGAUUAUCGGGGUGAAUUCGAUAUGCGCGUCAAAUCCUGCGUUGCUUCUGAUGGCUCCGGUCAUGUCAUUAAUCUGUCAGAUGAGUUUGGCUGCGUGCUGCGUCCAAAGAUGAUCUCACGCUUCCUCAAGGCACGCGCACCCGAUGAGCGCGCCACUGUCAUUACCUAUGCCUUCUUCCAUGCUUUCAAGUUCCCCGAUGCCCUGAGCGUGCACAUCAAAUGCAAGGUCGAGAUUUGUCGCCAUGGCUGCCUGGAUCAUUGUCAGAACAGUGCGGCGGGCGAUGCUCUGAGCAUUGGUAAUGCGCAUGAGCGCAAGGAUGUGCAUAUUGUGGAUCCGAUGGCCAGCAGCAGCAGUAACAAUGAUUUGCUUAGAGAUCUGGCGCCAGCACCACCAGCACAGCAUGGCAUGGGCAUGGGCAUGGGCAUGGAUCACGAUAUAUUCUAUGAGGAUAUUAUUCAUGAUCAUAAGCAGACAAUGGGUGCGGGCGCGGGUGCGGGUGCUGGCAGUGCUAGUAGUGGCGAGCUUUAUGCGCAUGAGAAGAGCGGCAACUUGCAGCCACGUCCAGUGCAUGAAGAUCCCGAAGAGGAAGCGGAUUUAUCGGAUCUAUUUGGUGAUGAAGAUCUAGCUGACAUGGAUGGCGAGGGUGAACGCUAUUUGGGACUGAAGAAGAGCGGCAAGUUCCCACAUGGGCCACGCAAGCUGGAGGCACAAAAACGCAUGGGCGUGCCCAUGGCUGGACCACGCUCAUUGGAGCCCAAGGAGGAUGAUGUGCCACGGCCAGUUUACAGGCCGCAAGCAGCGGCGCUGCAUAGUUCACGCGAGGAUCACAUAGAUCUAGAUCUAGAAGUUAAUGCAAAUAGCUCAACGGGCGCCAGCUCCGACUCCAGCACAGCAGCGCCACAGCAGCAGCGUCGCCGUCGUCGCUCUCUGGUCAUAUCCGAUCGCAAGGUGCGCAGCGCUGAUGUCGGCGUCAGCGGUCUCUAUGAUGUUAUCUCAGAGGCAGACCUGGCCUUCUCGCCCGACUCCAAGCAGGAGGCGGUGACAGUGUUCCAGGGCAAGAUCAGCGAGGAAGUGGUCUAUGGCAUUUGCAUGCCCGUACCCGGCUUCAGCAUACUCUUCAUUGUGGUCAUCUCGGCGACAAUUGUCUCGGCGCUCAUCGCCGGCUCGUUGCUCUAUCGCUAUCAGCUGCAGAAGGAGGCGCUCGAGAAGCAAACACCCAUGCCAGUGCCUGGCACGUUGGCCUCCUGGAUGACGCUGCGUCUCUUCCGCAUGCGGCAUCUGCAACAGCAACAGCAACAGCAACAACAACAGCAGCGACCACAGACUACCAGCACUGCUGCUGGCCAUGAAACGGUGCAAUGAUGGGAACGUACUCCAGCCAACAUUUC